AUGACCUCGCACAACGCCGGACACGAGCCCUCUCCAUAUGAAGCCUAUCCAACCCCUCGCUUGGACACGCAGAGAAUCUCACCUGAGAAGCUCGCAGAGCUUGUCAAGACCAAAGUGGCGGGACGUGACUACCUCGUCGUCGAUGUCAGAAGGACAGAUUUUGAGAAUGUAUUCAUCAAAGGUGCUCUGAACUUGCCUGUCGACUCUUUCUAUCCAACGAAAGAGACGGUGACCAAGAUACUCUCGCCGAUCCCCACAGUUGUAUUCCACUGUAAGAGUUGUACCGAGACGGGAAGAGGACCAAGGGCGGCUGGAUGGUAUCGCGAAGAGCUAGCAAAGCAGGGAAUAGAUGAAACUCAGUCUUGUGCACUUGUCCUCGAUGGUGGCAUUACAGCGUUUGCUGAGCGCUACGGCGACGACGAAAGUCUUGUAGCCAAACCAUAG
Molecule: messenger RNA, 444 nt
Organism: Serendipita indica DSM 11827
Lineage: Eukaryota; Fungi; Basidiomycota; Agaricomycetes; Sebacinales; Serendipitaceae
Source: the annotation of a GenBank genome assembly